Molecule: messenger RNA, 3451 nt
Organism: Clarias gariepinus (North African catfish)
Lineage: Eukaryota; Metazoa; Chordata; Actinopteri; Siluriformes; Clariidae
Product: tripartite motif-containing protein 16-like
Exons: 6
Coding region: 25-1719 (564 amino acids)
Molecular function (GO): zinc ion binding; protein binding
Source: RefSeq, a predicted model, not a curated record
UUCUCAGUCUGUACAUGCAGGAAAAUGGCUGAGGCCAGUAUUUCAGUAGAUCAGGACCAGUUCAUCUGUCCAGUGUGUCUAGAUCUCCUGAAGGAUCCAGUGACUAUCCAUUGUGGUCACAGUUUCUGUAAGGUGUGUAUUAAUGAUUGCUGGGAUCAGGAGGAUCAGAAGGGUGUAUACAGCUGUCCUCAAUGCAGAGACACUUUCACUCCAAGGCCUGUUCUACGCAGAAACAACAUGCUGGCUGAAGUGGUGGAGAAACUGAAGAAGAACACUGAAGUCCAAGCUGCUUCUUCUGCUUACUGUUAUGCUAAACCUGGAGAUGUGGAGUGUGAUUUCUGCACCGGGAGAAAACACAAAGCUGUCAAAUCCUGUCUGGUGUGUCUGGCUUCUUACUGUAAAAUUCAUCUUAAAACUCAUCUGGAAGAUUCUACUUUAAAAAAACACACCUUAACUGAAGCCUCAGGAAAACUCCAAGAGAAGAUCUGCUCUGAACAUAAUGAAGUGCUGAAGAUCUACUGCCGUACUGAUCAAACCUGCAUCUGCUAUUUGUGCAUGAUGGAUAAUCACAAAGGACACGACACUGUCACAGAUGCAGCAGAAAGAGCUGAGAAACAGAUUGAGUUAAAGGAGAAGCAGAUGAAAUCCCAGCAGAGAAUCCAGGAGAAGCAGAAGAAGGUGCAGGAGCUGAAACAGGCUGUGAACACUAUAAAGUUAAAAGCACAGACAGCAGUGGAGUACAGUGAGAGGAUCUUUACUGAGCUGAUCAGCUCCAUAGAGAAAAAGCGCUCGGAGGUGACGGAGCUGAUCAGAGCUCAGGAGAAGACUGAACUGAGUCGAGCUGAACGACUCCUGGAGCAACUGGAGCAGGAGAUUGCUGAUCUUCAGAGGAGACUCACUGAGCUGGAGCAGCUUUCACACACACACAAUCACAUCCAUUUUCUUAAGGCUUUAGCUUCUGGACAUCCGUUUCUCCUGGAAAACAGACUUGACUUUCAGACAUCCAGGAUCAGUGUCCAUCAACAUCCUUCAUUUGAUGAAGUUAGGAAUUCUCUCUCAAAUCUGAAAAAGAGACUCGAGGCAUUCUGUGAGGAGGAAUUCAACAAAAUCCCUCCACAUGCUGCAACAGUUCAGAUCUUUUCCAUACCAGAGCCACAGAGCAGAGAAGAUUUUCUGACAUAUUUCUGUUAUCUGACUCUGGAUCCCAACACGGCACAUCGUGACCUCAUUUUGUCUGAGAAGAACAGAGUGGUGAGAAACAGUGGAAGUGAGCAGCAGUACUCUGAUCAUCCAGAGAGAUUUGACUCCUGGUCUCAGGUGUUGUGUAAGGAGAGUGUGUGUGGACGCUGUUAUUGGGAGGUGGAGUGGAGGGGUGAUGCUGUGUCCCUAUCAAUCUCGUAUAAAGACAUCAGCAGGAAAGGACAGGGUGAUAAGUGUGUGUUUGGGUGCAACAAUCUGUCCUGGAGUUUGGAGUGUUCUUCUUCUCUAUCUUUUUGGCACAACAACGUUAAGACUGAUCUCAGAACCCAAUCCUCUAACAAAAUAGGAGUGUAUGUAGAUCCUUGUGAAGGAACUCUGUCCCUCUACAGCGUUUCAGACACAAUGAAGCUCCUCCACCGUGUCCACACCACAUUCACUCAGCCUCUGUACGCUGGGUUUGGGUUCUACAGGUGGUCUGCCUCUACUGUGCGAUUGUGUGAUCCAGAACAAAGUUUGUAGUGUUUUGUGUAAAAUUCAAAGAUAGAGAUCCAUGGUUAUAGAUUUGAAUCCUGUCUUGGGUCUGUGAGAAAAGAGUUUCCAUGUUCUCCCCAUGCUUGGUGGAUUUCUUCUGGGUAAACUGGUUUGCUGCAACAGUCCAAGAAGCUUUUAAACUAGGCUAACUGGUGUUUCCAAAUUGGCCAUAACUGUUUGUGCCCUGCAAUGGCUUGGCACGGCAUCCAGGGUAUAUUUUGUGGAUGUUGUCAGUAAGAAUGACAAAGUCUGAGUAUUUCACAAUCUGCUUAGUUACAGUUUUUUUUUAUACACAACCAUUUCUAGGGCUUACAAAGAAUGGUGUGAAAAGGGAAAAACAUCCAGUAUGCGGCAGUCCUGUGGGCAAAAAUGCCUUUUUGAUGCUAGAGGUCAGAGGAGAAUAGGCCGACUGAUUCAAGCUGAUAGAAAAGCAACUUUGACUGAAAUAACCACUCGUUACAACCAAGGUAUGCAGCAAAGCAUUUGUGAAGCCACAACUAGCACAACCUCGAGGUGGAUGGGCUACAACAGCAGAAGACCCCACCAGGUACCACUCAUCUCCACUACAAAUAGGGGAAAAAAGCUACAAUUUGCACGAGCUCACCAAAAUUGGACAGUUGAAGACUGGAAAAAUGUUGCCUGGUCUGAUGAGUCUCGAUUUCUGUUGAGACAUGCAAAGGCAUGAAUACAGUGAAAACAGGUGCACUUUUAUUCAAACACAAGGGGGAACACACUCAUAUUUUGGAAAUUAUCAAGUUUUGGUGAUCAGUGUAAGGAAAGAGGAUAGGGAGCAGAACACCCAGGUAGUAGACGGUGAUCCAUGCUCAGGCGAGUCGCUUGUGUGAGCAGCGUGGGGCAGCGCAGAGGCACGGCGCAACGAGGAGGCAGGUGGACAAGAGUGCUGACUUCUUCUCGGGGGCAACCGUGUAUGACAGCUCCCACUGGCGUCCGAAUUUGGUAAACAAAAAAAAGUAAAGUCAUAUAAGUAAUUCACAAUACAUCUCCCACUCACCAGCAUGCAGGUGAGUGGUGGCGCCCCGCCUCUUUCGGGAGUGUCACACUGUUAAUGUCAUUCUUUCCCAUGCCUUAGUGAUGGGUUUUCCUAGGCGAGCGAGGAGCUUUUUUUAUUAUUAUGUGCACUGACUGCAAGCCCGUCGCCACAACAGCAACAACUGUCUUUAGACCCUUGAAUGAGAUACAGAAGAAACAUUUUUAAAAAUCCUGUAAAGGGUUCCCAUGUGAGAACUCUCUUUCUCCCGUAUUUUGCAAGCUAAAUACUAAAGCUAAUGCGCAAAAUCUAUGGCAGGGGGUUGGGGAGCAUUUUAACGCUUAACCCUGGCAUGAUUCGGAGUGUUCACUUUGUCCGUGUUGGCCUCAAAAUCCCAUAAUACCUUGCACAUUCACAUUUAGCUUGCAACUUAAACGAGAAAGAAAGUUCUUGCACACGGGAGAGAUGCUUUGCCUUUCUGGAGCAUGUUUUUUUCCGCUUUUGGUGUAUUAUUUUUCCCUUGUAAGUAUAUUAUUUUUAUCUUGUAAGAGUAUAAUUUUUUUCCUCGUGAAUCUAUGAUUUUUCCUGUUAGUUUUUUUUUCUGUGUAAGUGUUCAAAUUUCAAUAAUAUGAAUAAAAAAAUACUUUUGCAUGCUAUUCAAAUUUUUUUAGAUGAACUGUAUUUCAAAUUUCAUACUCAUUGUUCACAUUUGUCAAUAAAUUAUUUGGCAAU